AUGGUGGGCAACCAGCGCUACGUAAAAGUCUACACCCUGAAAGAUGAACAACAGUGGGUCAUUCUAGACACAGGGUACAUCUCAUCCACUUAUGAGGAGGGGGCCCAGGCCAUGUUUCUGCUAGUUAGAUCCAAGUCCGAUGACUCACUGAUCUUGGAGUCAAAGAUAAAUCCAGACAUGUACUAUGAGAAAGAUGGAACGUUAAUUUUUUGGUUUGAGGCUGAGAACCGUGGUACAGCGAUACAUUUCCAGGACACGGCAAUUUGUCAUAAGGUCUGGAAAGCCAUUUGCCAGGUUCACAGUAAAGUCCCAUGUGUCGAAACUAUACAUGACAUCAUGGAUGAAUCAGAAGCCAAAGAGGGUGAUGACUCGCCAAAAACCAGUGAACUGCUCGACCUGCCAAACUGCGAACUCGAUAAACUUGGAGAGAUUGUUGACUUAGUUACCUUGAGUCUCACCUCACCUAUGGAUAAAGAACUCCUGGCUCUGCUCUUGGAAAGGGAGGACUAUAUUCAAAAACUACUGCAGUUGUUCCACACUUGUGAGAACCUAGAGUAUACUGAAGGCUUAUACCAUUUGCAUGAAAUUAUUAAAGGAAUCUUAUUCCUCGACAAUACAUCUCUGUUUGAGAUCCUGUUUUCUGAUGAGUGUAUCAUGGAUGUGGUGGGAUGCCUUGAAUAUGACCCUGCUUUGGCUCAGCCAAAAAGGCAUAGGGAAUUCUUAACCCAAAAUGCACACUUCAGGGAAGUUAUACCAAUAACAGACAGUGAAAUUCGACAAAAAAUACAUCAGACAUACAGGGUACAGUACAUUCACGACAUCCUUUUGCCUAUACCAUCCAAGUUUCAAGACAAUAUUCUUCCUAAUCUUACAAGUUUUAUUUUUUUUAACAAGGUUGAGCUAGUCAACAUGUUGCAGGAAGAUGACGAGUAUUUGGCUGAAGUUUUUGCACAGAUGAGGGAUGAGACCACAGAUGAUGAUAAACGGCGUGACCUGGUAUUUUUUUUAAAGGAAUUCUGUGUAUUUUCUCAUCUAUUACGUUCUGAAAGCAGGUGUGCACUAUUCACAACACUGACAGAAUUGGGAAUUCUUCCUGCUCUUAAAAUUGUAAUGGGCAUGGAUGAUUUGCAAAUAAGGUUAGCUGCUACUGAUAUACUUGGUGAUCUAGUGAAGUAUACUCCAUUCAUUGUCCAAAGAUUUAUGAUGGACGAAGCCCAGCAAAGUGAAGAUGGCAAACUUUUCACUAAUUUAAUAAUUGAAAAAAUGAUCUGUGAUACUGACUCUGAGCUAGGAGGUGCUGUUCAUUUAAUGAGACUUCUUCGUGCUCUACUUGAUCCAGACAACAUGCUGCCAACACAUAGAAAAUGUAAAAGAAGUGAAUUUCUAAAUUUCUUCUAUAGACAUUGUAUACAUAACUUCACAGCACCACUUUUGUCAGCUACUUCAGAAGAUAUAUGUGAAGAGGAUAAUAUAGUUGGAUCUGACAAAAACAACAAAAAUUGCUUCAAUAAUUACCAAACAGCAGAGCUGCUUGCCUUAAUUUUAGAGCUGCUCACAUUUUGUGUGCAACGUCACACGUAUUACAUAAAAACCUAUAUUUUGAGAAAAGACUUGCUAAGAAGAGUCUUGAUCUUGUUGAAUUCAAAGCACACUUUCCUGGUCUUGUGUGCUCUUCGCUUUAUGAGAAGGAUGAUUGGCCUUAAAGAUGAACUUUGUAAUUUUUACAUCAUCGAGGGAAACCUUUUUAAGCCAGUUGUAAAUGCCCUUCUGGAUAAUGGAACUCACUACAAUAUGUUGAAUUCAGCUAUUAUUGAGCUGUUUGAAUUCAUAAGAGAGGAAAAUAUCACGUCUCUUGUUGCACAUAUAGUUGAAGAGUUUUAUGAAACACUUGAGUCAAUUGAAUAUGUUCAGACAUUCAAAGGAUUGAAGAUUAAAUAUGAAGAACAGAAAUACCGGAACAAUCAACUAUGGAAGAAUUUGUAUCCUGUACAGUAUAGUAAGAUAUUUUGCAGAGGUGCCAGUGUCUUGAAGCACAAGGAAGAGAAGAGUUUUAAAGAAAAUAUAGAGGAAGGAACAGCAGGUAUGUCAUCAUCAGAAAGUGAUUUUCAAGAUCAUUGUGAUAAAUCUGUGGAGACUGAAAAAGCAAAAGAAAAUGAAGACAAGGCAGAUCUUCCCCCCAAAACAUCUUUGGGUGGCUCCGAAUUUACUUCAUUCCAUUCUGCUAGUGAUGCUAGUGGAGCAGGUAACCCAAACGAUAGCAGCAUGGUGAACUUAGUGGAUUAUUCAGAUGACAACAAAGAAGAUAAAGAAGGUGACCCCCCCCCCAGGAAAAAACUACAUGUAGCUCCUAAAGUCUUAAGGGAAAACCCUUAA
Lagenorhynchus albirostris (white-beaked dolphin) is the source of this 2373-nucleotide messenger RNA. Its product is annotated as serine/threonine-protein phosphatase 4 regulatory subunit 3B-like. The coding region runs from base 1 to 2373 and encodes 790 amino acids. NCBI's taxonomy places the organism in Eukaryota, Metazoa, Chordata, Mammalia, Artiodactyla, Delphinidae. The transcript has a single exon. The record is from RefSeq and is a predicted model, not a curated record. Gene Ontology annotation, biological process: protein dephosphorylation; DNA damage response. Gene Ontology annotation, cellular component: protein phosphatase 4 complex; nucleoplasm. Gene Ontology annotation, molecular function: protein phosphatase activator activity.